This is a messenger RNA of Columba livia (rock pigeon), 5699 nucleotides long. It is a transcript of the gene MORC3, whose product is annotated as MORC family CW-type zinc finger 3. The transcript is spliced from 17 exons. Gene Ontology annotation, cellular component: nucleus; PML body. The record is from RefSeq and is a predicted model, not a curated record. The coding region runs from base 140 to 2923 and encodes 927 amino acids. NCBI's taxonomy places the organism in Eukaryota, Metazoa, Chordata, Aves, Columbiformes, Columbidae. Gene Ontology annotation, molecular function: zinc ion binding; ATP hydrolysis activity.
GGCCCCGCCUCUCCCCGGGAGCGGGCGCGCUCGGGGCUGGAGACGCGCGGGGAGGGGGCGAGGCGGAAGUGAAGGCGCUGGGCGCUCCCCGGCCGUUCCCCCCGCCCUUCCCGCCCCGGCGCUCGCUGCGGCACAAAAGAUGGCGGCGAAAACACAGGGCGGAAUCCGCCUCAGCGCGCUUUGUCCAAAGUUCUUGCAUACCAACUCUACCAGUCACACCUGGCCUUUCAGUGCAAUUGCAGAACUUAUAGAUAAUGCUUAUGAUCCAGAUGUGAGCGCUAAACAGAUAUGGAUAGACAAAACGGUGAUAAACGACAAUAUAUGCUUGACAUUCACUGAUAAUGGAAAUGGAAUGAACUCAGAGAAGCUGCACAAAAUGCUAAGCUUUGGUUUCAGUGAGAAAUCUGUGAUGAAUGGCCGUGUUCCAGUGGGACUGUAUGGAAAUGGGUUUAAAUCAGGGUCCAUGCGCCUGGGAAAAGAUGCAAUAGUGUUCACCAAGAAUGGAGAAACCAUGAGCGUGGGCCUGUUAUCUCAGACGUAUCUUGAAGUCACAAAAGCGGAACAUGUCAUGGUUCCUAUAGUGACGUUCAACAACCAAGGACAGAUGAGUGAUCCAACAGAAUCCAAAAACAGCCUGAAGGCCAUCUUAACGCAUUCUUUAUUUUCUACUGAGAAGAAAUUACUGGAAGAGCUGGAUGCUAUAAUGGGGAAAAAAGGAACAAGAAUUAUAAUUUGGAACCUUAGAAGAGAUAAAAAUGAAAAAACAGAGUUUGACUUUGACAAGGAUAAAUACGAUAUAAGAAUUCCAGAAGACUUAGAUGAAACAGGCAAAAGAGGAUAUAAAAAACAAGAGAGAAUGGAUCAGAUUGUUCCAGAAAGUGACUACUCACUACGAGCUUAUUGCAGUAUUUUGUAUCUGAAGCCAACAAUGCAGAUCAUUCUGCGAGGACAAAAAGUGAAAACACAGCUGGUUUCCAAAAGUCUUGCCUUCAUUGAACGUGACAUAUAUAGACCAAAAUUUUUGAAUGCUAAAACAGUAAGAAUUACUUUUGGAUUUAACUGCAGAAACAAAGAUCAUUAUGGAAUAAUGAUGUACCAUAAAAACAGACUCAUCAAAGCUUAUGAAAGAGUUGGCUGUCAGUUAAAGGCAAACAACAUGGGUGUUGGUGUAGUUGGGAUUAUUGAAUGCAAUUUUCUAAAACCAACUCAUAACAAGCAAGAUUUUGACUACACAAAUGAAUACAGACUUACAAUAGCAGCAUUAGGAGAAAAGCUUAAUGAUUACUGGAAUGAAAUGAAAAGGAAGAAGAACGAAGAAUAUCCAUUAGCAUUGCCAGUUGAGGAGAUACAAAAACAGCCUGAUCAGACAUGGGUGCAAUGUGAUGGGUGUCUGAAAUGGCGGAAGCUGCCAGAUGGAAUAGAGCACUUGCCAGAAAAGUGGUACUGCUCACUGAACCCCGACCCACAAUUCCGGGAUUGUAAUGUGCCAGAAGAACCAGAAGAUGAUGACUUAAUACAUCCCACAUAUGAGAAAACUUAUAAGAAAAAAGACAGGGAAAAACUGAAGAAGCGACUAGAAUACAACUACCAGAUCAAUAAUGAAAUGUUUUUAAAAACACCCGUCUCUACAAGUAAAGACUUCAAAGCAUUCUCAGUUGUGAGUGGAAAGGAAGCUGUUCCAAGAUCACUUUUACCAGAAACAUCAAAUGCUUCUGUCAAAAGACCUCUGCUUCUUUUAAAUAGAUCAGUAUCUUCACCUCAUUCUGAUUCUGAUAACAGUGUUAAACGGAAGGCACCUAGUUCUGUGACACCUGUGUCUUUAAAGACACCUCGAUUAAAUGACAGAACGUUCAACAACCAUGAUGAUGAUGAUGAAGAUGUCAUUAUUUUAGAGGAGAGCAGUACUCCAAAGCCUUCAGCAGAUUCUGAUGUUCCUGUAGUAAAAACUGAAAGUGUUAAUUUGCAUCAAGAGGAGAAGCAGCAAGAAAACUGCAGUGUCGGACAAGGUUGCAGUGCAGCUGCUUCAGAAUCAAAAAGUGAACAGUUGACCUCAGCGACACAGACAGAGCUCCCGACAUUAGUCGUUAAAAAGGAAGAGGUGGAAGAUAAUACUGAGAUUCAGGUUCCCAGGACAGAAAUGGAAACUAAACAGCACAACGUUAAUGAUGCUUCUGAGACAUCUGUAAAUCUUGAAAACGAACUGAAAAGUCAGCUGCAAUUAUUAAGCAAAGAAAAAGAAAUGUACCAAGCCAAAUGUGAAGCAUUAACCAAACAAGUAGAAACACUGGAACAGAGGAUUUUAGAAAUGACUAAUAAGUAUGUAAAAAAAGAAAUGUGCCAUCAGUCAACUGAGACAAUUCCAUUUGAAGAGGAAAACAUUCAUGGAAGAAGUUUGGCAGAAGUGACCGUUCUCCAUGAACAGGCCUUAGAAGAAAUAGCAAAACUAAAGGAACAAUGCAGUACCCUGCAGAACUUAAAAACUGAAUGCAGCAAGUGUGCUGAUGGUGAAAAUAAAAGUGAGGUAGAUGAGAUUGCUGAACAACUGGAUGAUGUUUUCAGGCAACUGGACAAGUGCAGCAUCGAGAGAGACAGAUAUAAAAGUGAGGUUGAACUACUAGAAGUGGAAAAAAAUCAAAUUGCCUGUCAAUGUGAAGAACUCAAAGCAGAAAUCGCACAGUUAAAAGCUUCAAUUCCACAAGCAGUAGCACGUGCGAAUGAUUCUACCACCAGUAAUGUAGAAGACUCUGUAAAUUUUUCUGAUGGAGAAAGCCUGAAACUACGUUCUCUUCGAGUGAAUGUUGGACAACUUCUGGCUACAAUCAUGCCCGAUUUAGACUUGCAGCAAGUAAAUUAUGAUAUUGAUGUAGUAGAUGAAAUUUUAGGACAAGUUGUAGAACAAAUGCAUGAAAUUAGUAGUACUUAAGAUUUUAGCAGACUCUUACUUGAUCUUCUGUUAUAAUCUUUGUGUAGGUUCAAAAUUGUAUAUAGUGCGUCCUCACUUUAUAUAUUUGACAUAGUUUGAUCAAUAAGUGUACAUAGCCUAAGCAUUUAGGUGUCCCAAUGGAUGCAGUGGGUGUUAUCUUCACUUGCUCUUAAAGGAACACUGUCAAUAUUGACCAAGCGUGAUGUACUUAAUUAAGGAUUUUGCUUUAAAAUGUAUUUGUAAUUAAAUUUGCAAAUAUUUUUAUUAGGAAUCUUAAUACUUUUCUACAAAAGCUUUUUUGUUGACUUUUGAUCUUAUAUAAGCAUUAAUACUUGCAAUUAUUUCCUCUUUGGAAAUCUGAGUAGUGAAAUAUGUUAAAAAUUAAAAAAAAAAAAAAGAGCCUUCCUUGAUUUCCUUCUCCGAACAAACCUUAGUAGUGUUGUUGUAUACUACAGUAUUGUUUCAUUGCUAUCAGCAAUGUUGUAUUGUUGCAUUAAUGGGAUAGAAAUGUAACUAGUAAAUGAAAAUUUUGGCCAUAUGGGUAAUAUUUGUGGUUUACUAUGUUGUGGUUUAAUCCCAGCCAGCAACUAAGCACCGCACAGCCGCUCGCUCACCCACCCUGCCCACCCAGGGAUGGAGGAGAGAAUAAAAAUCCUUGUGGGUUGAGAUAAACACAAUUUAAUAAGAUAGUAAAGGAAGAGAGAAGAAGAAGAAUAACAAAAGAACAUCCAGUACAAAACAAGUGAUGCACAGUGCAAUUGCUCACACCCAGUGAUCAGUGCCCAGCCCCUCCUCAAGCACUAAUUGUCAUGUGGUACGGAACAUCCCUUUGGUCAGUUUGGGUCAGCUGUUCCAGCUGUGCCCCUCCCAGCUUCUUGCACACUCCUCACAUUCUCAUUAGCAAGCCUGUAUGAGAAUCUGAAAAGUCCUUGACUGCUUAGCGACAACUAAAACAUCAGUGUAUUACCAACAUUAUUCUUACUCUAAACCCAAAGCACAGCACCAUUCCAGCUGCUAGGAAGAAAAUUAUCUCAGCUGAAACCAGGACAUACUACCAAAAGAAGAAAAAUUCUUUAAGGGUUUUAUCCUGAAAACUGAUGAUCUUUGGCUCCCAUUUGGGUUUUUUGAUGUCAUUAAAGAAGAUUAUUUGUACAUAGUUUUGCAGCAUAAACAACUGCAUGGGCUAUGGCUAGGAUAUGUCAUCCUUUUCAGUGAUGGAACUACAUGCCUAUUUGCAUCCUGCCCUUGCUACUCCAUUGUUGUUUCCUGUUUCCAAGAACAAGAGGGAUCUUCAGCUCUACCCUAUAGCUCCCCUUUGAACGCAGCAGUGCUGGUUCACAAGUCCAGCUAUGUACCAGUACACGGCUUCAAUCGUCAGAUUUCACACAGAGCUCUUGUCUACAUUUUGCCAAGUCAAGGGCAACUGGUGGAAUGGGGAGCAUCCUGGUGGACCAUUGGAGAGAACAAGCUGGGGUGGGAUAUCCAAAGCAAGGUGGGAUUCAUGGGCAACCUCUGCUUGGCAUCAAACGCUACCUCUUGAGACCUGAAGGGGCCCAGUGCUGAACAGGAUUGACAUAGAGUUUCUAUGAUGUAUGCAAAUGCUUAUAUACAUUAACUCAAAAAACUCCAAAUCAUUGCAGUAUUAAACAUACAGUCUUCCUUGGAGUCUUUCAGGCUGAGAUAUGAGGGUUGAGAUUCGUGUCCAAAACUUACCUUCCUAUUGGUAGUAAUGCUGAGUAUGAAUAAGUCAGACUACUAAAUUCUUUAUUAAACCAGUCAAAGUACUUUGUUUUCUUAUCGGUAGUGUUAACUGCUACAGAGUGAGCUAAAGGUGAAAAUGUUCAAUGCUGUCUUAAAGCUUAGACAUCUUUUAUUAUAGGUAAGAUAGGGGAGUCCCUCCCCCCCACCCCCCUUUAUUUUUUUUGGUAAAUGUUUUAUAGUGACUUUUAAGCCACUAGUUCUGUGCUCUAAUGCUCAUGGAAAAACUUCUUGGAAGAAAUGGUACAGAGAAAUCACCAUGAAGAUGGUGACAGUAUUCUCAAUCAGGUUUUUUUUUGAAGUCAUCAGGAAUGAGAGGAGAGGUGGCAAAGAUAUCAAAUCCACAUUUUACUUUGUGGUGGUAUUUGUCAUCCAAACGGUGAUCAAGCAAAACAGUUCUUGCUUUUAAAAAAUCAUGAAAUAGUGUUCAAUGCGUUCAUUCCUAUGAAGUAUCUUUUUUUUUGUAGAGCAAACAUUUUUUGGCUUUUGCACCACUCUUGUCCUGAAUUAAUUAGAUUAUGUUUUCAUUGUAGUUCAGUCAGUUUCUUUCAAUGGACAGUAUUUCCAUUUUAAGAUACUAUCUAUUCUAAUAUGCUAAUAAGGAUAAUGCAGUACUGUUGUACCUUAUGAUGGAUAAACUGAAUGUUUGAUUUUUGAAGAGUUGGCUGUAAUAUAACUGAAUGACUUUUUUAAAGUUUAUAUUUUCCAUUUAUCGGUGUGUAGUUUUCCAUUUCUUAAUCAUUAUUUAUUAUGUUUCAUCAGAUUCUGUAGUUGAAUUUCUUAUAGACAACUAUCAAAAUAUAGCAUAUGUCUAUAUUAAAAAUGGCAAAUUUACACUGUACAUUUGCACUUUGGAGAACAGUGGACUAAUGGAAAUGGGGUUUAUUCACUUGUUAAAAUGUAUUUUUUGUAAACAAUUAAAAAAUAUAUAAAUCUGAGUUUGCUGGAUCAAAACUUGUACGUGAUCAAAUGCAAUGUUUUUGUUUAUAAAUAAACACUAUGCAGAAUGGCUAAUGCA